AUGCAACCAAGCCCCGUCGCGUCCCCCGGGCCUUCCCGCUCUUUCAAGGAGGAGCUGCUCUGCGCAGUUUGUUACGACCCCUUCCGCGACGCCGUCACUCUGCGUUGCGGCCACAACUUCUGCCGCGUGUGCGUGACCCGCAGCUGGGAGGUGCAGGUGGCGGCCACCUGCCCGGUAUGCAAGGAUCGCGCCUCCCUAGCUGACCUCCGCACCAACCACACCCUCAACAAUCUGGUGGAGAAGCUACUGCGCGAGGAGGCAGAGGGUGCACGCUGGACUGGGCACCGAUCCCCGCGACUCUGUCGCCGGCACCGCGCCCAUUUCAACCUCUUCUGCGUCGAGGACAAGGAACUGCUGUGCUGCUCUUGUCAGGCUGACCCCCGGCAUCAGGGACACCGCGUGCAGCCAGUGAAGGGCACUGCCCACGACUUUCGGGCCAAGUGUAAGAACAUGGAGCAUGCACUGCGGGAGAAAGCCAAGGCCUUCUGGGCCAUGCGGCGCUCAUAUGAGGCCAUUGCCAAGCACAACCAGAUGGAGACUGCCUGGCUGGAAGGUCGAAUCCGACAGGAGUUUGAUAAGCUUCGAGAGUUCUUGAGGGUGGAGGAGCAAGCCAUCCUGGACUCCGUGACUGAGGAGGCCAGGCAGAAGCAAGUUCUGGCGGAGGAGAAGAUGAAACAGCUUGCGGAAGAGACGGAGACACUGGCACAUGAGAUUGAGCGGCUACAGAUGGAGAUGAAGGAAGAUGAUAUUUCUUUUCUCAUGAAGCAUAAGAGUCGAAAACGACGACUCUUCUGCACCAUGGAGCCAGAACCCGUCCAGCCUGGCAUGCUUAUUGAUGUCUGCAAGUACCUGGAUUCUCUGCAGUACCGUGUCUGGAAGAAGAUGGUCACGUCUGUUGAAUCUGUGCCCUUCAGCUUUGAUCCAAACACGGCAGCUGGCUGGCUGUCAGUCUCAGACGAUCUCACCAGUGUCACCAACCAUGGCUACCGGGUCCAGGUGGAGAAUCCAGAGCGCUUCACCUCGGCGCCCUGUCUCCUGGGCUCCUGUGUCUUUUCCAAGGGUUCUCAUGCCUGGGAGGUCGACCUGGGAGGGCUGCAGAGCUGGCGGGUGGGUGUGAUGCGGUUGCCCCAGGACACUGGCACAGAAGGACACUCACAUAGCUGUUACCAUGACAUACGCUCAGGCUUCUGGUACAUGUGCCGAAUGCAGGGGGUGGAGGGUGACCACUGCAUGACCUCAGACCCAACCACACCUCCCCUGGUCCUGGGCAUCCCACGCCGCCUGCGAGUAGAACUGGAGUGUGAGGAGGGCGAACUGUCCUUCUAUGAUGCCGAGCGCCACUGCCACCUCUACACCUUCCAUGCCCGCUUUGGGGUGGUGAGGCCAUACUUCUACCUGGGGGGCAUGCAGGUGGAUGGGCCCCCGGAGCCUCUGCGUGUCUGCCCCUUGCGCAUCAGCAUCAGGGAAGAGCUGGACGGCUGA
This is a messenger RNA of Orycteropus afer afer, 1482 nucleotides long. It is a transcript of the gene TRIM35, whose product is annotated as tripartite motif containing 35. Gene Ontology annotation, biological process: innate immune response; positive regulation of apoptotic process. The record is from RefSeq and is a predicted model, not a curated record. The transcript is spliced from 6 exons. Gene Ontology annotation, molecular function: protein binding; zinc ion binding. Lineage: Eukaryota; Metazoa; Chordata; Mammalia; Tubulidentata; Orycteropodidae. Bases 1 to 1482 code for a protein of 493 amino acids.